AUGUCUCAUCAACAAUAUGAUAGCGUCAUCACGAAUGGCAUUCUCGUGACCGCAAACGAAGUUUUGCCCGCUGGGCUGGAUAUUGGUAUCAAAGAUGGCAGUAUUGCUGCAAUUGGGUACAGUCUUGCAAAGGGGCAAACCGACGCAAGGGUGAUUGAUGCUGAAGGUGCCUACAUCACCCCGGGCGGAAUCGACUCACAUGCGCACAUUCAACAAGACAACAUGCCGACCGGCGACACGUGGGAGAGCGCCUCUCGGAGUGCCAUUGCAGGCGGAACAACUACCGUUCUCGCUUUCGCUGGCCAAAAACGUCAGGAAACCUCGGUGCUGGAUGUCGUGCAGCAGUACCACACCAAGGCAAACGGCCAAGUGUAUUGUGACUACGGGUUUCACGUUGUUCUCACGAAUCCCACCCAGGAGAUUCUCCAGGAUCAAAUGCCACGAUUAGUCAAUGAGCAAGGUAUCACGUCCGUCAAGUUGUACAUGACGUAUGAGCCAUACAAGCUCGACGAUGGCCAAUUGCUUGAUGUCAUGUUGUCUUGCCGAAGACUGGGCAUGACUACUAUGAUACAUGCGGAAAACUCAGACAUGAUUGCCAUGGUGAUCAAGCGCCUCGAGGCAAAAGGCAAUACAGACCCCUUCUUCCAUGCAAUCGCAAGGCCGCGCCUUGCAGAGGACGAGGCGUCGUACCGAGCCAUCUCGCUCGCCGAACUCGUCGACGCACCCAUUCUUCUUGUCCAUAUGUCUUCUGAAUCAGCGGUUGAGCAUGUUAGGGCAGCCCAAGCGCGGCUCCUGCCAGUGCAUGCUGAGACAUGCCCUCACUACCUGUUUCUUCUAUCCGAUGAGAUCAAGGAAUGUCACGACGGUGAUCGUUCUCACGGCACCAAGUUUAUCUGUGCACCGCCUCUGCGCCAUCACGCUUCGGAUCUCGAGGGCUUGUGGCGAGGUCUGGCCAACGGUGCGUUCACUGUUUGGUCUUCAGAUCAUGCUGCGACAAAAUACGACCAUUCCCUAGGUAAGAAGGCGGGCAUUGUGGACGGUGUCGUUCGCUUUAGUAAGGUGCCAAACGGCUUACCUGGCCUUGAGACAAGGAUGGCGCUCCUUUUCAACCAGUCGGAAGGAUGCUUAUCACCCGAAAAGGCACGCAUCACUCUGCCACAGUUUGUGAAGCUCACAGCUAGCAAUGCGGCUAAGUUGUAUGGGAUGGAUAACAGAAAGGGGACGUUGAUGGUGGGAUACGACGCGGAUCUGGUCAUUUGGUACCCCCCUGGCGACCCAAGGGGCAAUGUGACCAUCAGCCAGGGGAACCUUCACCACGGCGUUGAUUACACACCUUUUGAAGGCCUAUCUGUUCAAAACUGGCCUAGGUACACAAUUCUCAGAGGUAAGGUAGUGUGGCAACAUGAUGGUGCGGGCAUUGUGGGAGAAAAGGGAUUUGGGCAGUUCUUGCGUCGUAACAAGGGAAAGCUGGUUGUGGGCAAGAUGGGCCAGCAAGGCAGAGGCAUGUUAUCUGGGGAACGAGAGCUUUGGCUAUAG
Molecule: messenger RNA, 1536 nt
Organism: Exserohilum turcica Et28A
Lineage: Eukaryota; Fungi; Ascomycota; Dothideomycetes; Pleosporales; Pleosporaceae
Exons: 2
Coding region: 1-1536 (511 amino acids)
Cellular component (GO): cytoplasm
Molecular function (GO): hydrolase activity, acting on carbon-nitrogen (but not peptide) bonds
Source: RefSeq, a predicted model, not a curated record